AUGGUGGUCAAUAUUAUAUUCGGCCAGCGCAUCAUCCGGUCCAUACACCCGCACUUCGGAUGGCAUCCGGCCCUGCGCGUCUUCACCCUCUUCUUCCUCUUCUCCGUGCCGGCCGUCGUCCUUCUCAACAGCACCUCCAUCGGCGUCUCCUUCUUCAAGAUUGAGGACCAGGACCGCGUCGACACCGCCCUCAACCUUCUCAAGGCUGGCGUCUCCUGGAUCAUGCUGCUCGCCGUGCUCCCCGUCAUCGGCGUCAUCGUGGCUUCCACAAUCCCGGGGCCCCGGCCCGAGCGAUUCGGCCAGGGCGACACUCACCAGAAGAUCGCCGUGCUCCUUAUCGGCGCCACGCUGCUCAUCGCGGGCCACGCCGUCCGGCUCGCGGCGACGCUGAACCCGGAGCCGCCGACGUCGACGAACAAGCUCUUCAGCAAAGAGGUCUUCUACACCACGGGCUUCAUGUUCGAGAUCUUCGUUGUCGUCUUCUACGCCGUCAUCCGCGUCGACCUGCUCUUCCACGUGCCCAACGGCUCCAAGGGGCCCGGCGACUACUCGCGCAAGCCGAAGCCUGGUGAAGAGGACUACGAGGCCGCGCUCCUCACCAGGGAGGAGAUUGAAGACGAGCUCAUCGGGCUCGGGCACCCGUACGAGGUCGUCGACUCGUCCGGCCUCGGCCGGGAUGGCUCCGGACGCACUAUUGUCGCCUUUAGCACAAGGCGCGUGAACGGCGAGAAGCCGGUCGUGCUGCCGCCGCGACCCGAGGCGUACAGCCGUGUCCGGUCGAUCCGGGGAUCCGUGAGGUCCAUGAGGGGCUCGCUUCGGUCCGCCCGGGGCGGUCUCUCGCGAAUGGUGCCGACGAGGAUGUCGUCGACGCCGUACCUGAAUGAGGUCGAGGUCGGCCGCCCCGAGAUACGGGAGAACCCUUUCGGGACGCCGCCGGUCAGCCACUACGGCGUGGCGCAGCCGCUGUUCAUCCAGUCGAGGUUCAGCAGGUAUACGGACCCCGAGGAUGAGAGGUCGCACCUGCGGCCGGAGAGCCAAGCGACGUCCGGCGAGAUCCCGCUCAGUCUGGACCGGGAAGGCCUCGGGCCGUACGAAGGACGACCGUUGGCGCGGUCGUCGGUGCAAAAGUUCACCAUCCUCGAGAGGGAGGGUGGUUCUCUGAGAUAA
Colletotrichum destructivum is the source of this 1167-nucleotide messenger RNA. RefSeq lists its product as uncharacterized. The record is from RefSeq and is a predicted model, not a curated record. The transcript has a single exon. Lineage: Eukaryota; Fungi; Ascomycota; Sordariomycetes; Glomerellales; Glomerellaceae. The coding region runs from base 1 to 1167 and encodes 388 amino acids.